Molecule: messenger RNA, 3410 nt
Organism: Lactuca saligna
Lineage: Eukaryota; Viridiplantae; Streptophyta; Magnoliopsida; Asterales; Asteraceae
Source: the annotation of a GenBank genome assembly
AUGGUAAAAUUCAUAACCAUCCUGGUCCCUCACUUAACAUCCCGUCUAAUUGCUCCGUUAAAACACCCCACGUGCAAGGCACGCAGGGAAAACCCAGAAAAAUUUCAACAUUCCGAUAAGAAAACCCUAAUCGUGAUAUCUUCUCCUCUAAAACGCAAUGGUGCUGUGGCGUAUACGUGCAAAUAUGGAGGAAAUCGAUGUUGGACGUCGUUACUGGGGCAUCCGACAAUCUUUUCCAUUAGGUUAUACCAUGGUGGAGAGUUCACCAAAUUUCCUGGAAGAAAGUACAUCAAAGGAAAACAAACGUAUAUAGACUUACUCGACAUGGAUACUUUCUCAGUGCAUGACAUUGAUGAAAUGAUGGAACAGUUAGGUUAUGUUGAUGAAGGUAUACCUUUGUACUAUCACUUUAAACGACCUUUUUCAGAUUUAGAUUUCGGGUUAUUUGCUUUGGGUAGUGAUCAGGAUGUGAGACAUCUGGGUACCUUCAUUUCCAAGCAUAAGUUGAUUGAAGUCUAUAUUGAGCAUGGAAAAACCCAAUUACAUACGUACACAAUGUCCCCAAAUCAAGCAAAAGUUCAAAUAAAGGAAAUUAUUGAACCUCCAUCAUGUUCUCGUAGGCUUUUCUUAGAUUGGUAUGAUACUGGGGAGACAAAUGUUGUUGGGGAUGCUUCUAAAGAGGCUAAUGUAAUGGACGUCACUGGAGAUGACAAUAUGGACAUAACUGAUAAUGGGGAUAAUAACAAGAAAGGAAAUCCAUGCGUUGAAGUUGAAAUUGGGGACAAAUUUGAGCACACGAAUGAAGUUGAAUUUAGGGAUGGUAACAAGGGUGGAGAAGAUCCAUGGUCUGAAUUUGAAAGUGGGGAGAUGUUUGAGGACAUAAACGAAGAAGAAUUUGGAAGUGGGGACAACUUUGACGAUGAUAGUGGUUAUAAAUCUAGUGAGUCCGAUGAUAUAGACUUUUAUGUUGACAAUGACAACAUCUUAGAUGAUGUAGAAGUUGACAUGAAUGAUUUCAAUGAUAACAUUGAUAUGGAUGCAGAGUGGGUUGGAGGUAUGAAUGACAAUGUGGUACAAGAAGAGAAUGAAGUUGGAGAGCUUAAUGAAGUACUAAAUAACGAGGUACUUUUGUCAGGAUCAUCUUCGGAUGAAGGUCCAGUUGGUCAACGAAAGAAGACCAUCAAAGCUAUCCAACGAGCUCAUGAGAAUGAUGAAGCAAAUGUUGCUGAACCAUUUUAUAUCCUUCAAACCUUUAAUACAGCCCAAGAGUUUAAAGAAAGAGUUAAAGUCCAUGCUAUUGAGACAAGAAGGGAACUUGGUUUUGAAAAAAAUGACAAGAAUAGGGUAAGAGUUGUGUGUAGGGGGACAAUACCAAAACUGGGAAACUUAGACAAAAGUGGGGAAGGUCAACAAGAAGUCAACAAUGAAGAUGAAGAGAAGUGCCCGUGGAGCCUCUACGCUAGUAAAUGGAAACGUGAUACAAACUGGAUGGUCAAGUCUUACAACAAAGAACAUCGUUGUCUCCAAACUCGGAAUGUUAAAGCGUGUACUUAUAAGUUUCUUGCCAAAAAGAUUACAACUCAGGUGGAAUCUAACCCAACUAUUCCAAUUCGUGCUUUACAAGAACAACUGCAACGUGAUUACCAAGUGGGACUUUCCAAGAUGAAAGUGUUUAGGGCUAGAACUGAAGCUCUCAAUCAGGUGCGAGGGGAUUAUCGAGGUCAGUAUGCUCUAUUGAGAGACUAUGUUCAAGAACUUCAAAAACAUAACCCAGACACGACUGUAAAGAUUGAUGUAGAGCGUGAACCAAAUCCAAAUUCAGAAACUAGAACUUUCAAGCGCAUAUACAUCUGUCUUGGUCCUUUAAAAAAGGGAUUUGCUGCUGGAAGAAGAGACUUUCUUGGUCUCGAUGGUGCUUUUAUGAAGGGUCCAUACCCAGGACAAAUACUUUCAGCUGUGGGAAUUGAUGGUAAUAAUGGAACAUAUCCACUGGCUUAUGCUGUUGUGGAAUCUGAGAGUACCAACUCAUGGACUUGGUUUCUAACUUGUCUAGGGGAUGAUUUGGGUUUAGGAACAAACUCAAAUUUUACGUUUAUGACAGACAGACAAAAGGGAGUGUUACCUGCUAUAACAAAGUUGUUUCCAUGCGCUGAGCAUCGUUAUUGUCUUCGUCAUAUCCAUGAAAACAUGAAAGCUAAUUGGAGGGCAAAGCAAUUCAAAGACUUGCUAUGGGAUUGUGCAAAAGCAUCUACUAUUCAACAGUUUCAACGAUCAAUGGAGGAACUUAGAAAACUUAAUAAUGAUGCGUAUGAGUGGCUUAAAAACAUUCCUCCUCAACAUUGGUCUCGUUCACACUUUACAGGUAGAGCUCAUACAGAUGCUAUGCUUAACAAUAUGUGUGAAUCUCUAAAUAGCAAGAUUGUUGAAGGUCGUGAUGUACCAAUCAUUACAUGUUUGGAGUACAUUAGAGAGUACUUAGUGAAGAAAAUUGUAACUGUGCAAAAGGAAAUUGAUAAAGCUGUAGGUCCCUUGACUCCUACAGCUACCAUAUGGGUUGAAAAACUGAAGAAAGAGGCUUCACAAUUAAGGUCUGUUUUUUGUGGGAAUGGGAAAUAUCAAGUCAGUAAAAAUCUUUUGGAACAGUUUGUGGUAGAUAUGGGCCAACAAACAUGUUCAUGUAGAAGGUGGGAACUAAUAGGGAUACCAUGUGCACAUGCAAUAGCAUGUAUGUGGGAGAUGUUGAAGAACAAAGAAAUUGAUAAGAUACCUGAACAUUGGGUCCAUCGAACGUAUUGGUUAGAAACAUGGAAGAAUAUGUAUUCUUUUACAAUUCACCCAAUCAAUGGAAGGAACAUGUGGGAGAAGUCUACAUGCCCUACAACCUUACUCCCUCCAAAACACCAUGUGCCCAUUGGAAGACCAAAGAAAAAGAGAAGGAGAUCUGCCAUGGAGGUUGAGGAUUUGGUGAAAGGUAACCAAUUGUCAAGAGCACAAAAAUCAGUGACAUGUUCUAAGUGUAACAAAAGUGGGCAUAAUGCAAGGACUUGCAAGGGACAGAAGGCUGGUGGUUCUCAAAGUUCAAGGAAUGUUGGUGGAUCACAAACUUCAAAGAUUGUUGGUGGUGCUGGUAGUGAAAAAGUGAAGGUUGGAAGUGAAAAAGUGAAGGCUGGUGGAUCACAAACUUCAAGGAAUGAUAGUGGUGCUGGAAGUGCGAAAGUGAAGGAUGGAAGUGCAAAAGUGAGGGCAAGUGUUAGCAAAAAAGGGAAAGGUGUCCCAUAAAUGUGGCUUUUAGGUGCUUAUGUAUUGUUUUGGUUGAUGUUGACAAACAUUGUCUUCUUUUGAACUAAUUUAUGUGUUGUGAUGGUUAUGUUAAUUGCUUUUGAAAAACAAUGGUGUAAUUAUAGUAUCCA